This is a messenger RNA of Colletotrichum phormii, 668 nucleotides long. RefSeq lists its product as uncharacterized. Bases 58 to 594 code for a protein of 178 amino acids. Lineage: Eukaryota; Fungi; Ascomycota; Sordariomycetes; Glomerellales; Glomerellaceae. The record is from RefSeq and is a predicted model, not a curated record. The transcript has a single exon.
CGUUGAUGCUGCUCGAAUCAAUUCCUGGCACGCAAACUUUUUGCGCCUCCGUCUUGCAUGCCAACGAGUGUCUUUGGGACUGUUUAUCUGAAUGAUGGCUACUCUCUCUAUAGGUUCACCUUCCUCACAGACGACUUGCAGUUUAUCGUCUUACCGACAAACUGGCCCAGACGACCCGGGAGUGCGAAAUCUGCUCUGCACAGCGCAGAGAAAAGCUGGAGAGGUCCACCGGCUGCGCGGAAAGCACACCCGAUCCAGCAGGCCCCGACGGCUACGCUUCCGGUCCCGAAAAGUGGAACCCGGAGGUGGGUCUGGAUACCCCGAGGUCGGAUCAAGACCUGGCGCGACGCAGAGCUUCGCCUGGGUGUUGCGGAAGCUGCAAUUCCCUCGGACAGCUCUCAACACAUCAAUGAAGGUGCUUUGGGUCUGGGAAUUGUAGGGGCAGAUUGUCCCCUUUUCAUCCGAUGUGGCUCUCGGGUACUUUGGCCGCAUACUGGGUUGAGGAUUGCUGCCGGAGAAUCAGCAGAACUUCAAACAGUUGAUUGGCGGUGGUGCUUUGGCGUCGGUAGGAGGAUUCCGAAACCAAUAUGGUAGAUGAAGUCUUCUUUGCCUGCGCUGGCUGGUCAUUGGACAUUUAGGAAGAUGAUCAACUCUAGUGCAUUUCAUGA